Molecule: messenger RNA, 588 nt
Organism: Cylicocyclus nassatus
Lineage: Eukaryota; Metazoa; Nematoda; Chromadorea; Rhabditida; Strongylidae
Source: the annotation of a GenBank genome assembly
AUGACACUUGUGGUGACUGGUCAAACAUCGAAACAUUGUCCUCCCAAAUUGCAUUCGUCGAACAUUCCCGAUCCUUGUUUCGUGACGAAUCCUGGGUUGCGUCGCCAUCUUGAUCUUUUCCGAGCGUUUGCGCUACAAAUACAUGGUCCUCCUAUGGCUUUCGCAGGUGGCCCUAAACUAGGAUGGGCGUCACAGGAGUCUCCGCGCUUGCUUAGAGGUUCUACUACACCCUUGAAGCUCCCUUCCCGCACGCUUUGUGGCAGGCUUUUGAACACCGCCUUAGCCGUGCCUUCCAGGGGAUUUGACUUCCAGCGCCGGAGCAAGUCGCUAAGGGAGUUUUUACCCGUAUAUCGUGGCAUGCUGGCCACGCUUUGUGCUUUGAAAACCUCUCUAAACAUUGUGAACAUGUCCGUCACCGGGUUCCCAGCACCUACUCCCUCUCUAUGUUCCAUAUUCAUAACUGAUAUGGACUCAAUGAUCGUUGAUCCUUGGGAGGACAGCGCCGACGAUGGUCGCGACGACUUGGGUGAGGCUUGGUAUGGGUCGGAUAGUGGCCCAACGCUUGUUCGAAGUGCGUGGUAUCCCUGA